Trematosphaeria pertusa is the source of this 1630-nucleotide messenger RNA. RefSeq names its product phosphoribosylamine-glycine ligase. Gene Ontology annotation, biological process: purine nucleobase biosynthetic process. Bases 56 to 1348 code for a protein of 430 amino acids. The record is from RefSeq and is a predicted model, not a curated record. The transcript is spliced from 2 exons. Gene Ontology annotation, molecular function: metal ion binding; ATP binding; phosphoribosylamine-glycine ligase activity. Lineage: Eukaryota; Fungi; Ascomycota; Dothideomycetes; Pleosporales; Trematosphaeriaceae.
CAAAACAACCCGCCGCCAGAUGCUUCAAACUUCAAUUGCAUCCCCCACAAUCACUAUGGCAGAUAAACUCCGCAUUCUUCUCGUCGGCAAUGGCGGCCGCGAACACGCUAUCGCCUGGAAACUCCUCCAAUCGCCCCGCGUCGAGCACAUCUUCAUCGUCCCCGGUAACGGCGGCACCGCGAACCUCGCGAAAGCAACGAAUGUUUCGACGAUUAAGCAGGAGGAUUUCCCGGCGCUCGUGCAAUUCGCGAAAGAGAACAGCGCGAAUGUGCUCAUUCCAGGACCCGAAGCACCGCUCGUCGCGGGCAUUGUGGAUUACUUUCAGAAGAAUGGUGGGGAGGGCAUACAGUGUUUUGGGCCGAGCGAGGCGGCGGCGAGGAUGGAGGGGAGUAAGACUUUUGCGAAGGAUUUCAUGAAGAGGCAUGGAAUACCGACGGCGGCGUACGAGAACUUUUCUUCUUACGACCGCGCGAAAGAUUAUCUCGAAUCUGUCUCGCACGACGUAGUCAUCAAGGCCUCUGGACUCGCAGCCGGGAAGGGAGUCAUCAUACCGCAGAGCAAAGAAGAGGCACAUUCUGCGCUGAAGGAGGUCAUGCUGGAUAAGGAAUUUGGCGCUGCGGGCGAUGAGGUGGUUAUCGAGGAGUUCCUGGAGGGCGACGAGCUAAGUAUACUGUCGUUCAGCGACGGGACAACAAUCCGUUCGUUACCGCCCGCACAAGACCACAAGAGAAUUGGGGACGGGGAUACUGGGCCUAACACUGGCGGCAUGGGCACGUACGCCCCGACACGCAUUGCACCUCCGGAAAUCGUCGAUCGCAUCCAUAAAGAAGUCCUACAGCCGACUAUCGACGGGAUGAAGGCCGAGGGCUUUCCUUUCAACGGUGUAUUGUUCACGGGGCUUAUGAUGACAAAGUCUGGACCGAAAGUGUUGGAGUAUAAUGUGCGGUUUGGGGAUCCGGAGACACAGAGCUUGCUGUGCUUGAUGGAGAGUGAUCUCGCAGAUGUAAUGGUCGCGUGUACAGAGCAGAGGCUCAAGGAUGUGGAGGUGAAGGUGUCGGACAAGAGCGCGGCCACAGUGGUGGUUGCUGCGGGUGGUUAUCCAGGGUCUUAUGCGAAGGGCACGGUUAUGAAGUUGGAUCCGAUGCCUGAAGAUGUUGUCCUGUUCCACGCCGGGACCUCCUUUGCCGAAAACACGCUCAAAACAUCCGGCGGUCGUGUCAUCGCGUCAACAGCCGCUGCAUCGACGCUCGAAGAGGCUGUGGCUAAGGCGUACAAGGGCGUGGAGUGCAUUCAUUUCGAGGGGAUGCAGUAUAGGAAAGAUAUUGCUGGCAGGGCUUUGAAGAAGUGAUUAAGAGAUACCAAUGCAUGCGUGUGAGAGAAUAGGAAGGUUGGCGUUCGGCGCACUAGGAAAAAGACAUCGCAUUAUAGGUAUUGUGGCUAUGUAGGUGGUAGAAAUAUUGCGCAUGAUGCUAAGAUGGAGAGAACUGUGAAGAAUUGGAGUCUAGAACAACUGAGACAGUCCUCCUCCCGACAAGCCAUACCUUCGAUAUAGAUGAAAGCGAACUGACGAUCGGGGGAGCAAAAGUUAGGACUACCGCGUGAAAAACGCUGCGAACGAUUGUCUGUCCUG